This is a messenger RNA of Mesorhabditis belari, 267 nucleotides long. The record is from the annotation of a GenBank genome assembly. NCBI's taxonomy places the organism in Eukaryota, Metazoa, Nematoda, Chromadorea, Rhabditida, Rhabditidae.
AUGUCGACGUCAGUGAAGCAUCGUGAGUUCGUUUCCGAGCCGAUGGGCGAAAAAGAAGUUGAGACGAUUGCCGGAAUUGGCCCCACGUAUGGCGAGAAACUGCGAGACAAAGGAUUCGACAAAGCCUACGUCGUCUUCGGCCAAUUUCUGUUGCUAAAGAAGGAUGAGGAGCUCUUCGUCGAAUGGUUGAAGGAGACUGCUGGGAUCACGAAGAACCACGCCACGAGUUGCUACAACUGUUUGAAUGAAUGGGCUCAACAGUACAUU